Messenger RNA from Vitis vinifera (wine grape), 939 nucleotides. Its product is annotated as peroxidase N1. Gene Ontology annotation, cellular component: plasmodesma; plant-type cell wall. NCBI's taxonomy places the organism in Eukaryota, Viridiplantae, Streptophyta, Magnoliopsida, Vitales, Vitaceae. Bases 1 to 939 code for a protein of 312 amino acids. Gene Ontology annotation, biological process: response to oxidative stress; hydrogen peroxide catabolic process. The record is from RefSeq and is a predicted model, not a curated record. The transcript has 4 exons. Gene Ontology annotation, molecular function: peroxidase activity; heme binding.
AUGCCUGAUCUGACCAAGGCAGCCUUCUUCAAGAGAUCAUCCAUGUUUGUGUUUCUCUUGCUUGCCAAAGCCUUUGCAUUGGUGCAUGGCCAAGGCACAAGGGUUGGUUUCUAUUCAGCUUCAUGCCCUCAAGCUGAAUUCAUUGUUCAGCUAACUGUUGCAGCUCAUUUCCAAUCUGAUCCAGCCAUUGCCCGUGGCCUGCUUCGCAUGCACUUUCAUGACUGUUUUGUCAGGGGCUGUGAUGCUUCUAUCCUUAUCAAUGGAACGUCCACCGAGAAAACAACCACUCCAAACAGUCUUUUAAAAGGAUAUGAUGCUAUUGAUGAUGCCAAAUCCCAGAUUGAAGACGUCUGCCCUGGGGUGGUCUCUUGCGCUGAUAUUCUUGCCCUGGCCGCCCGUGAUGCUGUGGUUCUGACCAAUGGACCACGCUGGCUAGUGCUAACGGAACGAAGAGAUGGGCGAGUUUCAUUGGCAUCCGACACUAACAAUUUGCCAGGCUUCACUGAAUCCAUUGCCUCUCAAAAGAAAAAAUUUGCAGACAAGGGUUUUAAUGAUCAAGAUCUCGUUACUCUUGUUGGAGGACACACCAUCGGAACUGCAGCAUGCCAGUCCUUCAGAUACAGAUUAUACAACUGCAGCAAUACAUCAGCAAAUGGUGGUGACCCUUGCAUGGACGCCGCAUUCGUUUCUCAACUACAAAAGAUGUGUCCAGCCAACCGUGAUGGGAGUAAGCGUAUUGCACUAGACACAGGUAGCUCCGACAGAUUCGGCGGAUCUUUCUUUACAAACUUGAGGAAUGGACGCGGAAUACUGGAGUCGGAUUGGAAGUUGCGGACAGAUGCUUCCACAAGAGCUUAUGUACAACGGUUCUUGGGGCUGAGAGGGGAGCUGAACUUCAACAUGGAGUUUGGGAGGUCCAUAGUGAAGAUGAGUAAUUAG